AUGUUUACCGAAGAAACAGGAUUAACUCACGAAUGUGGUGUUUUCGGUUGUAUAGCAACAGGAGAUUGGCCAUCACAAAUUGAUGUUGCACAAGUUAUAUGUUUGGGUUUAGUCGCACUCCAACACAGAGGUCAAGAAAGUGCUGGUAUCGUGACGAGCGAAGGAAAAUGUGCAAAACAUUUCAAUACCGUUAAAGGAAUGGGAAUGAUAAGUUCCAUUUUUAACGAUGAUUCCAUGAAAAAACUAACUGGAAAUUUAGGUAUCGGACACACGAGAUAUUCGACAAGUGCCGCAAGCGAAGAAGUCAAUUGUCAACCUUUUGUCGUUCAUACAAAUCACGGAGCAAUGGCUGUUGCACAUAAUGGAGAAUUGGUCAAUUGUUCUCAAUUGAGAGAAGAUGUAUUGGCAAGAGGAGUCGGACUAUCGACUCAUUCCGAUUCGGAACUCAUAACUCAAGCACUUUGUUUAAAUCCUCCAGAAGAAGAAGAAGAUAAAAAGGGUGGACCGAAUUGGGUGGCGAGAAUAAAACAUCUCAUGGCUUUGGCACCACUUUCAUACUCUCUUGUCAUCAUGCUCAAGGAUAAAAUUUACGGUGUGAGAGAUCCUUAUGGUAAUCGACCUCUUUGCAUCGGGAGAAUAGUACCCAUCAGGGAUGAUAAGGUCGAUGAUGAGGCUGACGGAUACGUCAUUUCAUCCGAGUCUUGUGGAUUUUUAUCCAUAGGUGCUCGAUACGUUCGUGAAGUUUUACCGGGUGAAAUCAUUGAAAUGACAAAACACGGAGUUCGCUCUUUGGCCAUUGUCGAAAGACCGGAAAACAAAGCUCAAGCUUUUUGCAUUUUCGAAUAUGUUUAUUUUGCCAGAUCCGAUAGUAUUUUCGAAGGUCAAAUGGUUUAUUCGGUUCGAUUACAAUGCGGUAGAAUGUUGGCGAGAGAAAGUCGCGUUAAUGCAGAUUUAAUAAGUUCGGUACCUGAAUCUGGAACGGCUGCCGCACACGGUUUUGCUCGUGAGAGCGGUAUAGCAUUCGGAGAAGUCCUUUGUAAAAAUCGUUACGUCGGUAGAACUUUUAUACAGCCUAGUACCAGGUUGAGACAACUUGGAGUUGCUAAAAAAUUUGGUGCUCUUGCAGAAAACGUUCGGGGUAAAAAAAUCGUUUUAGUCGAUGAUUCCAUCGUUCGAGGUACGACGAUAGGACCUAUAAUAAAAUUAUUAAAAGAUGCCGGUGCGGUAGAGGUUCACAUUCGUAUAGCGUCACCACCGCUUAAAUAUCCAUGUUACAUGGGUAUAAACAUACCAACGAGAGAAGAAUUGAUUGCGAAUAAAAUGAAUGCGGCAAAGUUAGCCAAACACGUUGGAGCCGACAGUUUAGAAUACCUAUCAGUCGAGGGAUUAAUAAAAGCGGUAAGACAUGGAAUGUCACCUGUAACUCCAGAAGAUCAAAUCGGUCAUUGUACGGCAUGUUUAACCGGAGAAUAUCCAGAAAAGUUAAAAUGGUAG
Messenger RNA from Pediculus humanus corporis (human body louse), 1494 nucleotides. RefSeq names its product Amidophosphoribosyltransferase precursor, putative. The record is from RefSeq and is a predicted model, not a curated record. Bases 1 to 1494 code for a protein of 497 amino acids. The transcript has 8 exons. Gene Ontology annotation, molecular function: amidophosphoribosyltransferase activity. Gene Ontology annotation, biological process: purine nucleotide biosynthetic process; purine nucleobase biosynthetic process. Lineage: Eukaryota; Metazoa; Arthropoda; Insecta; Psocodea; Pediculidae.